Paramuricea clavata is the source of this 7879-nucleotide messenger RNA. The record is from the annotation of a GenBank genome assembly. Lineage: Eukaryota; Metazoa; Cnidaria; Anthozoa; Malacalcyonacea; Plexauridae.
GAAACAAGUGUUAAAAUGUUUAGCUGCGUGGACAUCCUGGGCAAUCUAUCCACCUGAUUUCUUAAUCAAUCUUCAAAAUAUUUUCCUUGGACAUUCACAGAAAAGUGUUACUGAUCAAUUUAUUGUGGUAAGUAUGUCUAUGCGGUUAUAUUUUGAAUAAUAAUUGGAAAAAAAUUUCGUAAGUUUAGUCGGUAUUUGUAAAAUAAAAUCGCUUGUAUAAUGGACUCAACCUGUUUAAGAAGAGAUGUAAUCAUCUAAAGCAUGUCUACAGUACGCAUGUCGACGUGCACUCCAUUGUGUAUGCACUUGAUCCCAUUCCGUGCUCACAUUGUUAUAUAAACAUUGAUAUUUUGGGCAUUGGGUAACAAUCUAUGAAGCUCCAAACUAUUUAUUAUUUCAAAUAUGUAACGAUAACAGUUUUACCUUUUACACACAACGUCUUCAGGCAUAAAUUCAAUACAAUGUGCUAUUUUAAUGCACAUAAACAUUAAGCAUGCAUGGUAUAAAUCGAAAGCCAAAGUAACGUCCAGUGCUUUCAAUGCUGCUUGACUGAGACGCAUGACAUUUGUUUAGAAUCGUAACCGAAACAUAUUUGACAUCAAGAGUGAUGAUCGACGUGAUGAUGAUGAUGAUGAUGAUGAUGAUGAUGUCGCUAUAUCAGAUAUUGAUGGUUUUCCGUUAAGCAAAGAUUCUUCUGAUAUCGAUGGUGUUCCAUUAGCUGAUCUCGAUGGUGUACCAAGUAAGUUCUCAUCAAAAUGUUUUAGUUCUUGUUCACCAAUCACAUUGCCGAAAUUCAUUUUUCGUUUCACUUUCGCGCGAAUAUAGGCUGUUGUCUGCGUCCCGAUAUCAUUCACUUUCAUUCAGCAUGUCUUAGAUCUGAAAUAUUUUUACGGCAACUAACACUUUCAAGCACGCUGAGUUCAAAUCCGAAAAGUUCCCGCUCCGGACCAAUUUCUAUUAACCAGUCUUCCUUUUAACAAACUCAAAAGUAACGCGAAGCCAACGUAAAGGCAAAGACAACGCUAAAAUGAAUAAAUGUUCACACAGAAGACAAAGAUCAGUCCCAAAGUAUAAAAUCUGCUCUGUAUAAACUUACGACGAAGUGGAGAAAUGUGUGCAUGAGCUGUUUAUUUGGUGAUUUCAACGUAUAUGGAAGCCCUCUUUGCAAUAAAAUUCGCUUAUCGCACAGCAUAACACCAACUGAUGUAAUAGUUCAAAUGCAAUGAUAAGUUACCUCUUGAAUUACGUCUCGGAAACCUUGUUGGAAAUUUAAAUGCUGAUCCAUUACAUAAGAUUACCAUUUUACAUCUUUGUAUAAAACAUUUUGAUCGCAUGUAAGGAAUUAUUUCUCAGCCCAGAGACAUAGCCCAAAGACUUAACAUUUAACGUCGUUGUGAUUUUAUAGAGAUAGAGUCAGAACUGAGGAUUUUAGAAAGCGUUAUCUGUACCUUCUCAAAGUUGUAGACAAGAUAUGUUGUUUACGUCCAACACGCAUUAGAUUACAUAACUCAAAAUGAUUCCAGCAAAACCGGUCUUUUGUUAAAAGGAAGACUGGUUAAUAGAAAUUGGUUCUUUUGAGUGACAUAAUCGUUCGUCGUCAUGCAGCGAUCCGUGUCGUUGAACAGUGAAAAAAGUUGUGAAAUUAGUGAAGAUAAAAUAGCAGUUUGUGAGAAGACUGCGGGUCUACGGAGCGGGAACUUUUCGGAUCCGAACUCAGCGUGUUCGAAAGUGUUAGUUCCCGUAAAAAUAUUUCAGAUCUAAGACAUGCUAAAUGAAAAUCGUUUUCUAGGCACUUUUCGAGGUCACAACACACGGAACACAAAACAUUUGGGUUUCCAACCGUUCAGAUCAGAAAAUUCGAAUCCAAUUAGAAGGAGGUCCAUUUUCACUAGAUUUUGAAGAAACCUGCAUGUGCCAGAUAUUUCCAUUAAUACAGAAACAGAAAUUCUGAUCUGACCGGUCUGGUCAUUAAAUGGAAAGUGCCUAUAUAAUAGAGAUCCUCCCUAAUAUGGACAGCGAACACUGGAUAUCGUCCCCAGAGAAUAAAUACAUAUAAAUGUAACCUCUUUAUUACAAAGAUGUCAUACCAUUUCGUUGGUACAUGGAAUGCAGAUUUGCGUUGUUCAUUUCGUUUUGAAUGCAUAAAUAAACACUGAAAUGUAGACCUGUUUUUAGUUACUGAACACUUAUAGAACUUUCAGUGGAGUCCAAUCUCGAACCCAGAGCCAUCGGUUUGCGUGGCACGAGAUUGAGAGGAAUAAAUUGCAGCAGGUAGUAGCUAUAUUAAUAAUGCCAUAAUUUACUAUUUUAGUGGAUGAUAUUGAUGGCAAACCAAUGAAGACAGGUAAUGAGACCCCGCAAAACAAACUACUGUAUAUCCCGCAAAUUUUGGAAUAAAAAAACUUGACUGUUGACUAUAUAUUUUUGUAUCUAGCGGUCUAUAUCAGAGUCAUUAUAUCAAAGGUCCGACUAAACUAGUUACAUAAAUGAAAGCUAAGAAUCUAAAACCAAAACUAGCGCUCAACAGACGUGCCAAACAUCUUGGUUAAAACAGCAUCCAAUAUCUUAUCACCUGUUGGUUUUACAGUGAUAUUUAAUGAAUCUAUAUCGACAGGUAUUGUGCCAGAUGUCCUGAAAAUAGCUAGUAUCACGCCAAUCUUUAAGAGUGGAGCAGUGACGGAUCCAAAUAACUAUAGACCUAUAUCGAUCCUAUCACCCUUUGCAAAAAUAUUGGAGCGCUUAGUAUAUAAUCAAUUGCAAAGUUUUCUAAGAAAGCACAACAUAAUUUACGAUUAUCAAUUUGGAUUUAGAAAAGGGCAUUCCACCAAACAGGCAAUAUUAGAAACAACGGAUUAUUGAUAAGAACGAAGUAACAUGUGGACUAUUUCUAGACUUCUCUAAAGCUUUCGAUACUGUAAAUCACGAAAUUUUACUAUCCAUAUUAUAUAGAUAUGGAAUACGAGGAAUUCCACUGCCCUGGUUUUCGAGAUUAUUUAACUAAUCGCUACCAAUAUGUAAAGUUCGAUAACGUUGAAUCUGAACAGCAAAAGAUGACAUGUGGAGUCCCUCAGGGAUCAACAUUGGAUCAAUAUUGUAUAUAAAUGACAUGCUUAAUUGUUCAAAAAAGCUUUCUUUUCGAAUAUUUGCUGACGAUACGAAUAUAUUUUAUUCGCAUAUAUCUAUAGAUGAAAUUGAACGAGUAAUGAAUGAUGAACUACAUCAUAUAAUACAGUAUUGUAAUAUAAAUAAAAUUUCGAUAAACUACAAUAAGACUAACUAUAUGGUAAUUACAUCUACAGAGAAGAAAGUACGUCAUAUAACGAUUAGCAAUAUUGAAGAAAAAUUGUGUAUAAAAUAUUUAGGAGCUUAUAUAGACAAUAAAUUAAACUGGAAGUAUCAAAUAAAACAUGUUCAGUCAAAAAUUGCUAAAAAUUUAGGUAUCUUAAGAAAACUUAGAUAUUACACUGAUUUAAAGAUACUUAAACAACUCUAUUAUACUCUAAUAUAUCCUUAUCUUAAUUAUGGCUUAAUGAGUUGGGGUAAUACAUACACAACUGUUCUUAACAAAUUGAGAUCCUGUCAGAAUGCAUGUAUAAAAAGCAUUUUCUUUGUUCAUAUGAGAGAAAAUGCUACGCCAUAUUACAAUAUUCUGAAGUUUGAUAACAUGUUUAAGUUAAAAAUUGGUAUAUUCACAUACAAGAUUAUUAAUGAUCAAUCUAAUAUUCCUGCUGUUUUUGGUCAAACUAUCCAGCUUGCCUCCGCAUGCCAUUCGUACAACACUAGAUUUGCUGAUAACUAAAAUUUUAGUAGACCAAGAGCUCGAACUAAUUAUGGUGUUCAUACAUUCAAUUUUGACUCUUCGCAAAUAUGGCAAAGUAUUGAUUCUGAAAUUAAACUUGCAAGCUCAGUUACAAGUUUUCGGAAACAAUUCGCGCACUUUUUACUUUUUUCAUAAAAUUAAAUACCUCAAAUCAUCUAUCUCGCUCCUAGUGAACUAGUUUAACUAACUUACUGCAGUGGUCAACUCGAAAGCCUAGGCUACUUUGAUCAUUGUGCACAACUGUUACUUUAAUAACCGCUUAUAAUGUAAUCUAUGGUAUUUAGUUUUCUGUAAUAUUUUAUGUAUUUUGUGUAUUUAUGUAUAAAUGUGCGAAUCCUAAUAAAAUCCUAAAUCCUAAAAAUCCAUUCCGACUUUUCAGGAAGAACGUACUGAGUAGUUGUUUUCCUCGCGAUUUUCCCCGUUAAUUUGGUUUCGUGUCAGUUAAUUUUUUGCUGUUAAAUUAAUAUUGUUUUGUUUUCCGUAGUCUCCCCCACGCAUAUCCCGUCGAAAUGGGACCACCCUGAACUGGCGUCGAAAUGGGAUGGAAGUGAUACAACGGAAUCGAAAUGGGAAAGAGUGAAAGAGCAACGAGAUACAAGGUGCUGAAUAUUGUGUUACUAAGGCUUGUGACUAGUGUUGUUUUAGUAUGGUGUUUUCAAUUUAGUUUUAGUUCAGUUUUAGUUUAAUGCAGUAAUUUAUGUUUAGUUUUAGGAUUUUUUUUUAGUUCUAGUUUAGUUCUAGUUUAAAAUAGAAAUUUUAUUUUAGUUUUAGUUUAGUUCGAGUUCGAAAGAGGAAUUUCAUUUUAGUUCUGGUUUAGUCCUAGCUAAGAAAACAUUUAGUUUUAGUUUUCAGUGGUUCAAGUAUGUACGAAAAUGUUUGUAUAAAGGCCACUACUAUAGGCCAGGAAAGACCAAAUAUUAUAUAUUCAAAAUCCGCAAUUGUUUAUUUCGAAUUCAAAAUUGCUUUAUUGACCUGUUCAAGUGAUUGAAGUGAAUAAUGCACUGGCAGCCUGGCAGGACUAUACAAACUCAGACAACGUUAUUUAUAAAUAACCCAAUGUAAACCAGGGUCGAGGUUUCGAAAAAUUGUUUCGGUUUUCCAGUUACAGGAAGUAUAAAAUCAUAGGCGGAAGGCGGAAUCGACAGUUUACGAUCAGUUCGCGACAGUUCACGAUCGUGCACAAAGUCCCCUCGAAGGUCAAAUGUUAUAUUUCAAAAAAAUAGAUCAUAAACAAUUAAACCUACAAUCUGUUGACUAAUUAAAUUCUGUCGUUUAGUUUUAGUUGUUGGUGGAAAUUUUGCUUUUAGUUCAAGUUUAGUUCUAGUACUUGCUGCUGAUUUUGCUUUAGUUCUAGUAUAGUUCUUGUAUUUAUCUCUUAAAUCGCUUUAGUUCUGGUUUAGUAUUUAUCUCUUUAAUUUAUUUAGUUCUAGUUAGUUUUAGUUGACUAAAUUAUUUUGGCACGACUAAAAUAGGGUUUUAGUUUUAGUUCUAGUUGACUAAAACAACACUACUUGUGACAACAACUAAGUAGUUAGUGUUAUAAUGAGUCGAGUCAUUGACUCAUUGAGUCGACUUGAGUCGCUAUUUUCUGCGACAGCGAAUCUUAUCCCAUAUCUGUGUUAAAAGCGGCUUUCUGAUUGGUUUAGAGCAGGUGAGCUUGUCGUCGAGCUCACCUGCUUUUUGCCGCAACUCACCUGCUUUUUGCCCGAACUCACCCGGGAAACUGCUUACGUUGCAAUAACAAAUACAAACAAAUAUGGCGGACAAGAUUUAGGCGAUAAACCUAAACUUUAAAGAACUUUUUUCGGUGACUAACCUAUACUGAGACUGAAGAAAAACCAAAGAAAAAAUGCAAUAAAGGUAAUCUAGAUGUAGAUAAAGAAGUAUUAAGAGCCCAUUGAUUUUUUUGGCCGAGAAAAUGUUGACAAAACAUCGACGAAUAUAUCACAAAGAGCUACAAUGUGUAUGGCUCGGUCUAUGGGAUAAAAACCAAACAUACUUGCAGGUUCGGUGAGUCCGGGAUUGGACGCACCUCGGGUGGCUGGAAGUCCCCCGAACUCACCUCGCUUCGCUCGGUAAGUUCGGGAAACUUCCAGCCACUCUCGGUGCGUCCAAUCCCGGACUCACCUCCCUGCAAGUAUGUUUGUUGUAGAGUCCAAUACGGAAAAUGACUCUCGAGUCAGCAGCCCCAAAUGACUGCAUGCGCAUGGGACUCGACUCGAGUGAAGCUAUUGACUCGACUCGUGACUCGACCUUAGAGUGACUCGACCUUUGAGUGACUCGACUCGUGACUGGACCUUUGAACUUGACCUUUGAGUGACUCGAAUCAUGACUCGACCUGUGGAUGACUCGUUAGCACACUGGCUAAAACCGCUGUGGCUGAAACCUUCAAGAGUGAAAUUGACCCGAGAAUACAAAAUAUUUCUACGUACGACUAUUCAUUAUUAGCUUCCGUCGACGGGACUUUUAUAUCAUAAACGUAUAAACCGUAAAUGUUAUUCUCUUAUAUAGUGACGUUUCGAAAGAAAUUUCAGUCGAUGCUGCAAAAAGUGUGAAAGAUAUCGACGAAGAUAAACGGAAACGAUUGCGAGAGGUUGAAAUAAAAGUGGCAAAGUAUGCAGAUAAAUUGGAGUCAAGUGGCAAAGAAACUUCAAAUAGUAUUAAAGAAAAAGUUGAACAGUAUAGACAGCAGCUUUUAGAGGUAAGGUUGAAAAUUAUGACCUCCCACAUUAGAAUAUAGCUCUUGAAAAAUCAACUAAUUGCUUGUAUGUUUCCAUGGCGAGCAACGUGUUUCUUCACUUUAGUGGAAAAGAAGUAAAAUCUAACCCAUACUGUAUAUAAGAGACAGCGUACAGCCGCAAUAGUGAGGAAGGGCUACAACGUUUGAGGAAAACGUCCCAAUGUGUUGGCAACCUAAAUUCGCACCACUAUAUUAUCCCAUAUAAGUGUCCACUACUGGCAAUAUAGAUAGAUUCUCGAUUUUAAAUCGUUUUGUGUUUCUAUCUAGGAAAAUGAGCCGCGUAAAUCCAAGAAAAAGAAACGUCAUUCAUCGCCAACUGAGGAAUCUUCCAAGAAAAGAAAAUCUCGAAGUCGUUCAAGUAGUCCAUCACGUCGUCGUCGUUCUUCAUCUUCUUCAUCAAGUCCAACUCCAAAUGCCUUGACUAAAUCACUGCAGGUUUUGUGAUUUAUUUAUCUUUUAUAAAUAAACUAAGUGCAAGUUUGCUUUAAUUGGUUUAAUAUAAGCAAUAGACCCACUGCACUGACGUCACAAAUCCUUAGAGCGUCCUCCAGAUGCUCCCUAACAAUAUCUAUUCGGGUACAACAACCACACAUAGCGCAAAAAUUGACCUUUUUAAUACAAAAUUAUUAUAAAAUUUUACAAAAUUUGCUUGUUUACAAAAGUUAUAUUAUGCACAGAUUGCUAAUUUGUCCUCCAGAUGCAUCGUCACCGGCGCUGUGACGUCAUGUGCAAUGGGUCCAUACUUAAAUAAGUCCUUCUGCCUUGACUAAAUCAGUACGUAAUUAACAUACACCGUAAUUUAUUUAAAUUAGUAGGUAAUCAGUCUGUACUCUAGUCCCCCAACAUAUACGUGUAUAUUAUUAUUUCAGUAGUGACAUUGUUAUGUCACUCUAGAACUCUCUUACUCUCAUACUAAAUACUAUUUCAGUCACUGAAAGGUUAUGACUCCCCCGCCUCGUCACCUCACUCCAGACAUCGUUCCCCCUCGCCCUCAACGGAAUCCAGCAAGAGACGACGUGACAGUUCACCACGGAAAAAAUCCUCAAAGAAAAAGCGAUCAAGGUCAAAAUCUCCAAAGAGCAGUAAGAAAACAAAACGAAAAGAACGCAGUCGAAGUCGCAGUCCUGCCAAAAGUUCUAAGAAAUCUAAAUGAUUCAUUUCACAUUUAUAACAAGAUCUUGGAAAGUUUGAAGUCAGGAAAACAUUAAUUUAAGGACCAACUCUGCAUGAGACUGCAUUGGCAUGGAGUGAACAAACAGAUGUAACAUUGACGAGUACAUGAAUCCUUAGCUUAACAAUCCUAAAUUUACGAGAACGCG